AUGAACAGACAUAGGCUUGUGCCAACAGGACAAGACGAAUGCAGUAAAGGAAUUCGUCAAGCUUGCUCGUCUUCUCUAUCUCCUUUCAUACGGUCACAAUCUCCUGAUUCACCUGCUCAGCUGUGGCCAAAGAAUAGUUCUCAGGGCACGUUCUCGCGGUCUUCCACCUUCUGCACAAACCUCUACUUGUCAUCUUCUUCAACCUCUGAGACUCAGAAACAUCUAGGAAACAGUCUUCCUUUCCUCCCUGAUCCCUCUGAUUUUAACCACUCAGCUUCUGGUGUGGAGUCUGCAAGAUCUCCAUCUGUUUUCAGUGAGGAUUUGGGUAAUCCUUUUGAUGGAGACAGCUCCGGGAAGCUUGUCAAAGAUUUCCUUAAUCUUUCUGGGGAUGCUUGUUCCAAUGGCGGUUUUCAUGAUCUUGACUGUUCGAAUGAUAGCUAUUGCUUAUCAGAUCAAAUGGAAUUGCAGUUUCUCUCUGAUGAACUCGAGCUGGCCAUUACAGACGGAGCUGAAACUCCUAGGCUUGAUGAGAUUUAUGAGACACCGUUGGCUUCGUCAAAUCCGGUGACCAGAAUGAGUCCAAGCCAAAGUGGCGUUGCUGGAGUGAUGUCUAUUGACGCAGUUUCAGCUCACCCUUCUCCAGGAUCAGCAGCCAAUCACAAGCCGAGAAUGAGAUGGACUCCUGAGCUCCACGAUCGAUUUGUAAAGUCGGUGAACAAACUUGAAGGGCCUGAGAAGGCCACUCCAAAGGCUGUUCUGAAGCUCAUGAAUGUUGAGAGCUUGACUAUCUAUCAUGUAAAAAGCCACUUGCAGAAGUAUAGACUAGCCAAGUAUAUGCCAGAGAGAAAAGAAGAGAAAAAGAAUAGUAACUCGGAAGAAAAGAAACUGGCUUUGAGUAACAGUGAAGCUGAUGAGAAAAAGAAAGAGGCAAUUCAGUUAACCGAAGCUCUGCGUAUGCAGAUGGAAGUUCAGAAGCAAUUACAUGAACAGCUCGAGGUGCAACGGGUGCUUCAGCUACGAAUAGAAGAGCAUGCUAAGUACUUGGAAAAGAUGCUGGAAGAACAACGCAAAGCCGGAAGGUUGAUUUGUCCGUCUUCUACUUCUUCUCAAACAUUGUUAUCACCUAGUGAUGAAUCUAUACAAGAUCCUCAAAACAUGUCCAAAACCGAAGCAUCUUCACCUCAACCAUCAUCUUCUGGAAAGAACAAAGCUUCUGAAACCGAAGACGAUAAAUGUGAAUCUCCUCGGAAACGUCCCAGGCUUGAGAACAAAGCUGAAACUGAAGAUCUUGAGAGGUAG
Molecule: messenger RNA, 1299 nt
Organism: Arabis nemorensis
Lineage: Eukaryota; Viridiplantae; Streptophyta; Magnoliopsida; Brassicales; Brassicaceae
Source: the annotation of a GenBank genome assembly